AUGCUGAGAUCGCUGGUGACGUCCAACUUCAAAGAAGUUUAUUUCGAGUUUAAAAACAGCGUUCUGUCUAACGUUGCGCUUUCAUUCUUGGAACUAUUGUGCAAAAACUUAUUUAUCGAUGAAGAUGUCUAUAACACUUUGCUAACAACAAUUGAAGAUCAAGGUUUUCAGCAGUCCACGUUGACUUCUGAACUUGGAAUUGGUUAUAUCAAUCGAGAUCACGGUAGUUCUAUUGAAGAAAACGCUGGAAUAAUCAGUUUUCAAUGCAUAACCAACGACAGAACUAUUUUUAGUCUGGAAUGUUUGGCAAAAUUAAAAGUAAUUUUUAGUUGUCAGCUUCCCCGUAUGCCGCGUGAAUACAUUACACGACUUGUUUUUGACAGAAAUCACUAUUGUUUCGCACUAUCGAAAAGCGGUGUUGUUGUGGGUGGCAUUUGUUUCAGACCUUUUUAUGCAAGCAAAUUUGCUGAAAUUGUUUUUUUGGCAGUUACAAACACCGAGCAGGUGAAAGGAUAUGGUACUAGAUUGAUGAACCAUACAAAGGAAUAUCUACGUCACAGAGGAAUAAAUUAUUUCUUGACAUAUGCUGACAACUUUGCGUUGGGUUACUUUCGCAAACAAGGAUUCUCAACGACCGUCACUUUAGCACGGUACUUAUGGUUCGGACGAAUUAAAGAUUACGACGGCGGAACUUUAAUGGAAUGUGUAUUAAACCCAGAUAUAAAUUACCUGACAAUUUCUAACACUUUCCAAAAAAAACGACUAUACCUAGCUCGUUUGCAUUUGAUGACUCACGUGGUUCCAGUAUUUUCUGGAAAAUUGUUAUGGGCUUGUUACACGUACUAUCCGAAGAACGAACUCGGAUUUAUUUCUUUAUUUUCACAGAUCAAGGAGAAGUUAUUAUCCAGCCAAGAAAAACCUGCAGCAAACGCUUUGGAAGAAGAAUCUUCUUCAGGAGCCCCUUCACAGUCUAAAAAAGUUAAGAACAAAACUAUGCCUCCCACUCCUUUAGUCUCUGUGUCACGAUUACCAUGCUUUAACGAAAUAAAUUUAAUUGAACAUUCAGACCGCAAAAAACGAAAUGCUUGCAUUCCUUUGAACGAGCAAAUUAUUUCACUACUCGACACAUUGGAGAAAUAUGAAAGUGCGUGGCCCUUUUUGAAACCUGUCAACGUUUCGGAAGCUCCUGACUACUUUGACUACAUUAAACAUCCUAUGGAUAUCAGUUUAAUGAGAGAAAACGCGCUUAAAGGAGUUUAUAACACCAAAGAUGAGUUCGGAGCCCAUCUAAAGCUUAUGUUUGAUAAUUGUAGGUUCUAUAAUCAAAAAUCGUCAAUGUAUUACAAACUAGCGGAUGACUCUGAGAAUUUCAUCAUGCCGGUAUUCGAAGAACUAGUAGAUACUUAA
Molecule: messenger RNA, 1407 nt
Organism: Dermatophagoides pteronyssinus (European house dust mite)
Lineage: Eukaryota; Metazoa; Arthropoda; Arachnida; Sarcoptiformes; Pyroglyphidae
Product: histone acetyltransferase GCN5-like
Source: RefSeq, a predicted model, not a curated record